Cicer arietinum (chickpea) is the source of this 4199-nucleotide messenger RNA. Lineage: Eukaryota; Viridiplantae; Streptophyta; Magnoliopsida; Fabales; Fabaceae. The record is from RefSeq and is a predicted model, not a curated record.
UGUGUUAAAAGAGUAUAUUAUUAAUACUUUCUUUAUAUAUAAAUAUAUUAGAGUGGGUUGUUUUUAUCGGUCUAACAUGGACGCAUAUGGCUCAAAUUUUAUGGUUCAAGCAUCUUUAAUCAGUCCCCAUUAAUUUUAUGGAUUUCAUCUUGUUUUUAUUCGGUUUUUCAGUCUGAUUGUUGUCUUAAAGAUUUAUAUAUUUGACCGAAUUGUUUAUUUGUCCAAUUCUCGGUCCGGAUAAUCUGAUCAUAUUUUUACUAUCUUAUUAAAUAGAAUAUCAAAAAUUUGAUAAUAUAUUUUAGUCAAUUUUACAGCAAAGAUUAUUAGUUUUCACUAUAAAAACACAGCUUCAUGUAAAUUGACUAUAAAGUGAACACUCACAAAAAUAAAUAAAAAGUAAUUAAAUGAUAUGUGUUUUUAUGUGUGUUCAAAAUAUUGUGAUUGUUGGUACAAAAUGGAGCAAUCUUUUGGUGAGUCCAAUAUCUACCAUGUCCAAAAAUUGUUGCUUACAAUGAAUAGAUUACACAUGUUCCUUCAUUCCAAAGCUUUAGGCUUCUUGUUCUAUUACAGAGUGUGCUUUCUUUUCCAAGACACAAUAACUAGGGAAAGCCAUUUAUCAUCCAUGGCACUUGAUUAUCCUCAAGAGAAGCUUCAUGUAUAUCUUUCAGUUUAUGGAUGUUCCCCAAUGACAUUGUAUGGUUUGAGGAAAGCUUUUGAGUUUGCAAAGUGGUGGCUUCCUUUCUGCAGAAGGUACAGAGUCAAGAACAGGUGUCCCAAGGCCUAUUUUUCUGGUUUGGAGAAUGAUGAUUGUGAUUUUGCAAAGAGUAAUGUUUACAUGUCAUAUAAAAAAGAGAUUAAGGGAAAGUAUGGUACUUUUAGAAAAGAGAUUGAGACAUUCAGAAAAGCAAGUGCCUUUUCCAGAGAUACUACCACUAUUGGAGAUCACUCAUCUAUCAUUGAGGUUGGUUUCUUAUAUGAUAGCGUAGUAGAAAACUUCCUGACUGGAUUUAUCUUGCAUUGUAAUGGAUGGACAUCGGUUUUCAGCGAUCCAUCUAGGCCGCAUUUCCUUGGUACAGCUACGACAAAUUUGAAUGAUGUACUAAUCCAAGGCACUAGAUGGUACAGUGGUUUGUUUGAAAAUGGUAUAAUUUGUGUCCCCUUAUAUAUGGGACUAUAAAGAUGCCAUUACUCUAGGGUCUAUGUUUUGCAGAACUCACGUAUUCCCCUCUUUAUUGGUUGCCUCUUUGGUGUUUUGCUAUCAUCCCUCAGCUAUGUCUGCUAAAUGGAGUAACCUUGUAUCCCAAGGUAACAACUUUAAUGAGCUCAACUUCCCAUAGUUUAUACUCUAAUAUCAUAUUCUUACAUAUAUUUGCUUUUAACACUUUUUUGAUAGAUUUCAGAUCCAUUUUUCAUUAUCUUUGUAUUCAUCUUUGGAUCUUCUCUUUCAAAACAUUUACUAGAAGUCUUCCUAACUAGGGGAACACUACAUAAAGGGCUCAAUGAGCAGAGAAUUUGGAUGAUGAGAUCAACUACUUGCCAUCUACAUGUUGAUUUCACACAAUCAAAGCAAUGGUUAAAAACUAUAAUGACCCUGAAAAGAAUCUAAAUAAGGACAUGCAAGCUUCAAUGGAAAAUCACAACACAACAGUACCCAAAUUUAAUAUACCCUUUAUCGUCUAUGCACUUGUGUUAAUCCCUUGUAUUAUAUUCUAAGUGAUAAGUUACAAUACAACAGUUCUAAGCAAAUUGGGAAAUAUCCUCUUGUAAGAGUUAUUCGGAAAAACAACCCCAAACAACCUUUUGUAAUUCAGUCCAGUAGUGGAUUUCCUUCCUUAAUAGCUAAUUGUACUAAGCUAGGAAGUGAUCCACAACAACUCAACUGUAGUAAGCUAGAAAGUAAGGAAGGCUGAACACAGUUAGGUAGACUAGUAGGUGUUCAGUAAAGUAUCCAAAAAACCAUUUUGUAACCAUGUCGAUACUGACUACCUUCCCCAUAGCUUGAUUAUACUAAGCUUGGAAGUUUGCAUCAACAACUUGACCAUACUAAGCUAGAAGGUUGAGCAAAAAUGAAAACACAGACAAGUGGACUAGUAGGAUGUGUUAUUUUUGUGGAGAAUAGUGGAUUAAAUCAUUCGUGUUGAAGAGGCUGGACGUAGCUACUGAGUUGGUAGUGAACUAGAAUAAAUUGCUUUGUGUUUAUCUUUAUCGCUUUUCACCGCUGCUCUUUUAUCUUCACCUAAUGUUUUAUUCGUCGAAAAAGCUUUUAUUGAAACUAAAACACAAUUCAAACAUUUUUUUUUCUACCUUCAGUUAUAGUUGAUUACUAUACGAGAAGGACAUUGGUAAAACUCCUUAAACACAAGGAUGAGUCACAUAAAGUCUUUACUAGUUUCAACAAAAAAGUGCAAAAUGAAAAAGGUUUUUACAUUACAACAAUUCGCAAUGAUCAUGGUGGUGAAUUUAAAAAUAAUCCUUGUGAAAAUUUUUGUGAAGAAAAUGAUAUCUUACACAACUUUCCAUCUUCUAGAACACCUAAGAAAAGUGGUGUUGAAGAAUGAAAAAAUAGAUUUCUUUAGGAAAUGGCACGCAUCAUGAUUCAUGAAAUGAAUAUUGUCAAUCACUUUAGAAAAGAGGAAGUGAACAUUGCAUGUUAUAUUUAUAAUAUAAUCUACAUAGACAUAUUCUCAAUAAGACUCCGUAUAAACAGUGGAAAGGAAUAACACCUAACAUUUCUUACUUUCAUAAAAUUUGUUGCAUGUGUUACGUCUUACACAUAAAAGUAAACCUUGGCAAAUUUGAUUUAUGAUCUCAAAAGUAAAUCAUUUUGGAAUACUCUGAAAGGUUUAAGGCCUAUAGAGUAUACAAUAAAGAGACAUUGAUUAUUGAGGAAUCAAUUCAUGUCAAAAUUGAUGACAAACAAUAUUGCUCUAAAAAGUUAAAGUUAGAUGAUGAUUUUGCAGAUCUGGAGAUAUCAAAAAAACCAUAAUUAUAAGGGAAAUCAACAAAGUCAUCAUCUAACGAAUCAGAAGCAAUACCAAACAACUCCAGAACAAACAACAACGAACCACUCUAUAAUCAAAAUAACUCGGAACCCAUACUUGGAUGGAAAUACAAAUGAUAUCAUCUCAAAUCUUUAAUCAUAGGAAAUGUAAAUGACUCUAUGCCAGGUUUGCGUCUAAAGAAACAUAAAUAUUUGGUCAUCUAUCUGAAGUUGAGCCUGCAGCUAUAGAUGAAUCUCUAUUAGAUGAUAGAUGGAACAUUGACAUGCAAGAAGAGCUAAAUCAGUUCAAAAGGAAUGAUGUAUGGAAUCUUGUACCCUAGUCAAAGGAUAAGAAGUCAAUUGGAACUAAGUGGAUUUUUAUAAACAAGUUAGAUGAGAAUGGUGAAGUGGUAAGAAAUAAAUCUAGACUCAUAGCUCAAGGAUACACUUAAAAUGAAAAAGAUAUGUUCUCUCAAAUAUCACCCUGUUGGAUGCAUUUAUUUGCUGCAUCAUAUGCAAAUGCCAUUAUUAUGAUAAAUACUUGCAAUUCAACAUUGUCUUUAAAGGCUUAACAUUCUCUAAAAACAUGAUUUGUUCCAUUAGGCUUAACAUCCUAAAAAGAACAAUAAUUCAAAGGAUUUACAUCCUGAGGAAUUGUGAAUUGUCAAUCUGUUUAUUGCGUCAUAUGCAUAUGUUACUAUUAUCAAACUCCCAUUUCUUUUGUUUUUCUACCUUCACAUGUUUGGUAGAAUAUUAAAGUCAAAGGAAAUAUAUUUGAUUGUCUUAUCACAAAGGAAAAGAAGGCUGCAAUGACCAUUUGUCUCUAGUUAAACUUGACUGAUCCUCUGACACAAAGUCCAAAAAAGAAAGCUUUGAAUGAAGCCUCUUUUCGAAUCAAUGUCUUGAAAGUCAAAUCCUCUAAUGAACAAAAAAAAAAGAGAAAUUAAUCACUUUGGGAAUCUUGUGUUUGAUGUUUUUGACUUUGAUCAAUGUGCCUCUAGUGACUCAGCUCAUGACAAGCUCGCUCUAGGAAUCAUGUGUAUGACGUUUCGAACUGUGAUCAACGCACCUAUGGUGAAUCAGCUCAUGACAAGCUCACUCUGGAAUCCUGCGUCUAAUGAACAACCUAUGUUUGAUCGUAUGUAUGUCCAAAUACAAGUCCACACUUUGAUAUUGUAAGAUCCUGAAUUUUCUAAACUCUAAUUUAUGCAAUUUUAGU